CUAUCUUGUCAGAAAGUCAGACGCUGUACAAGACAAUAUGUCAGACUCUAACUCUUUUGUUCAACUUCUAGGAUCACGGGCCUGUGCUGAAUUCAGAAAGACAAGGAAUGACUGACAGGACUCCGUUAUCACCGUAACCUGCGUUCCCUCGGCUUCCAAGUACCAAGUCGACGGCAGCGAAGUACAUAGGCAUUCCAGACCUGUCGGUUCCAGCAUUACUUUUCUUGAUGGCCGAGCCCGCCCAGACUCUCGCUAGCACUUAAGUACAGCACUUCGUGCUGUCCUUCAUUCAGUACUAACAUGCACAAUGAACCUCAAACGUCCUCGGAAGAAAAUGCGAACAACCACACGCUACCCUUCCUCAUGAUCCUCGUCGCCUUUGGUAUACUUUCUAGUGUACUGUGCUGUAUUUCGAGGUGGAGGCGCCCAUUUUUCAGUGUCCAGAAUACGAUGCCACCGCUCGAUAGAGGAACCCAUCUGCUUGGACGCGAUCCAGAGAAGCCGGCGAUUUUCGAUCUAUGGACUGUCACUUGCAAGGAUAAAGUCUUUGCAUCCGAUGAUAUCAUGCCUCUUUCUGUUUUGUAUUGGAAGGACGAAAACGCACCAUCCUCCGCUCCUCUCCCGACUCCUAGUCCCUUCGGUUCGGAGGGUGAAUACUCUUCACAUAUGGUUCAAAUCGUCGCUCGCAUCGCGAUGCCUACACCUGGUUUGAACGACGUCAAAAACAAUCUGGGGGAUCGAGGUGAAUAUGUACUUGGGAUAUCGAAUUCUCGGAUCCAGCGGUAAUGAAAGGCCCUUUAUAACUUAUGCUCUUGGUUGCUGGUGUACCGGUAUCAAGGAUGGUGCUGUGAGGGAUGUUUAUCAGAACCUGAUAUUCAAUGGUUCUACUACCCCA
Molecule: messenger RNA, 895 nt
Organism: Marasmius oreades (fairy-ring Marasmius)
Lineage: Eukaryota; Fungi; Basidiomycota; Agaricomycetes; Agaricales; Marasmiaceae
Exons: 5
Coding region: 301-786 (161 amino acids)
Source: RefSeq, a predicted model, not a curated record